Eimeria acervulina is the source of this 541-nucleotide messenger RNA. RefSeq lists its product as hypothetical. Lineage: Eukaryota; Apicomplexa; Conoidasida; Eucoccidiorida; Eimeriidae. The record is from RefSeq and is a predicted model, not a curated record. The transcript has 6 exons. The annotation marks the transcript as partial.
GAGUCUACCGGCAGCAGCAGCAGCAGCAGCAGCAGCAGCAGCAGGAGGGAUUGCUGCUUCUCGCCACCGCAGCAGCAGAUUGAAGGCGCUCGUCUUGUCUCUGCAUGCAGCGGGAAGAGUGCUGCAGCAGCUGCUGCAGGCAGAGCAACGAGCGUUGAGGGAUGCGGAGGCCUCGCUGCUGCAGGCGUUUGAGGAGAAGGCGCUGGCGCUGAAGACGGACAUUCUCCAAGAAAAUCAACAGAGACAAAAGCAGGAGGCAAAUAUUGUGCAGUACUGCGAGGCGGAGGUUCGCGAGCGGGAGGCUAUGGAAAGCAGGAUUGUGCGAGAAGUAGCUGAGCAGAUGCAGCGGCUUCAGGGUCUUAUACAACAGGAGAGGGAGUCGAGAGAGAAGCAUCUGUCUUGUCUGUUGAGUUUAAUUGAAGAAAUAGUAAUAGAGCUGCAAAAGGAUAUUAAAAAGGCCGAAGAAGAGAGACAGAGCGCUGAGCAGUCUCUUGUCUCUCUCAUGGAACAGACUGUUGAUAGGAUUGCCUCCGCAAUCUAA